GGUUACUGCCCCCCUCCUCCUCCAGCCUCUCCCUCUGGUCCCCGGUGUCUCACUGGGCAGAUGCAGCGCUGACGUCACGCCCGCUGCACUGGCAGCACUGACAUCCAUACACGGAGCCAUGACAGCGGCGGAGCCCGGAGCUGGGGGACCGUGAUCCGGGGAGGUAUCUUCACCUUUAAUAUGUACCACCUUUCUCCAGACUGCGCUUGGUAAUCACACCUUAUGUCCUAGGAGGUGACUGGCCUUACCAUGGAUAGCCUGCCAAAGCUAGCUGGAGAAACCCUGAUUGUGCACCACAUCCCAUUAGUACACUGCCAGGUGCCAGACAGGCAGUACUGUCCAUCUUCCAGUAGACCCCACUUAUACAGCAAGAAUGACCUUGGAAUUACCAGGACCACCUCUCUCCCGGAAAGGGACCUAUCGCAGGCUGACUCAUUGGUGUACAGCAGCUUAAUCCAAGCUUCUGAGCCAACAGUAAAAGACAAGGUGAGCACAAAGGAGGAGGACUGGCAGGGGUCCAUCACUAGGAAGCGGCACAACCCAUUCCUCCUAAACGAUGAAGAAGAAAACAGCACUUCAAGUGGCAGUGAUGGGGAAAAGUCAUUCCAUCUCCACAGCACCUUAGGUAGGCCGAAAUCAGGAUUUCAGUUUCAGGAUUUAUCCUUGCCACCAUUCCACCUCCAUGAUAAACCACCCAUCGUAAAGCCAUGGAUAGUGGCCAGCAGGUCAGGACUUGUGGAUGGACAAGAAGAGAAGACUUCUCCCGAUGACUUACAAGUGAGUAGCAAUGGCAACCCAGGACCGUCGAACGCAAUCAUAGAGGACCAGGCUUGGCAUCAUCAUGGUGGCCCCCACUUCUGUCUAGACUGGAAUCAGAGUUCCGAUUUGGGAAAUCAGGACCUUCUCCAGAGCAAAGAAUGCACCUGUAAUGGCUCAGAGCCACUGAGGCACUGCAGAUGCUACAGUGCCUCCAGCCAGUCGGAAAUGGACCAGCAGGUGAGUUACGUGAGUGACUCCUCCUGCAACAGCUCGGACGGCAUUCUGGUUAAUUUCAGUACCUUAUAUAACAAGAUGAAUGGGCAUCCUAGGUCCAACCUGAAUUCUGGGAGCCUCUCCUGUGACUCUUCGUUCUGCAGCCACCCAGAUACAGGUGCAUUUUACCUGGACUUGCAGACCUCACCCACAGAAUCUAAGAUGUCUUGUGACUCACACAUCCAGGAAGCCUCUGGGAAACCUUGUGGGUGUCAUCAUCACUCAUCCUCACCUGUACUGGACGCCAACUGUAAUUCCUACCAUCUCAACUACGACUCGGUGCCGUGUAACGGAGAGAGCUCGGAUCUAACUUCCUGUUUUCAGAGCCAGGCCAGGCUUGUCGUGGCCACCCAGAAUUACUACAAAUUGGUCACCUGUGACCUAUCAUCUCAGUCUUCUCCCAGCCCCGCAGGCUCCUCUAUUACCAGUUGCUCAGAUGACCACACCAAAGGGAGCCCUGUCCAGCCAACAGAGUAUUUUCUCUUCCAGCAGCCACAAACUAGUUCAGACACCGACGAUCCUAAACCCCUAAUAGAAAGGUCAAAGUCCGACACAAUCGAGGGGCAAGUUUAUGUCAAUGUAUCACCACCAAAUUUUAAUACAGGUAGACAACGGUCUCGGAGUUAUGACCGCAGCUUGGACAAAACCCCUUCUAAUCGUCUGGGCUCGCUGGAACGUAUGAUGAGUUGCCCGGUCAAACUAAGUGAGGGUCAGGCCGCGCAUACCCAGGAAUCCUCACCCAAGAGAGUCACAUCGUUUAAGGAAUUAGCCAAGAGCAGGAAGAAGAAUGGAUCCAGCCCACCGUUUCGAUCCAGCGGGGACUCUUCUCUGGAGGAGGAAUACCAUCAUGACAGUAGCCGAACCUCGGAUCGGGGAGAAUUCCGGAGUCACAGCCUUCCACCCAUGUCCUUCUUACAUUGUAUGAGUCGCACCUGUGAGGGCUGCACCAGCGAUAGUGUGGAAACUAAGGCCCCAAAUCCAAAUCCUGCACCCAGCUCUAGCCAAGCCUAUGGAACUACUGGUUUAGCUGUUGAUCAACCUUUGAUGUGCAACCUUCUGGAUUCCGGAGCCUCAGGACUUAGCUUCCUCCAAAGAGACGCAAGAGUGAAAGGCGACGGGAUGGGUGCGGAGGCCAAGCCUGUUUUCCGCUACAGCAAGGACCAGCGGCCGACCACCUUACCGAUCCAACCGUUUGUUUUCCAACAUCAUUUCAGCAAGCCUAAAACUCGCCCCUUGCACAGCCAUUUCACCUCCAGCCUUUCCCAGCUGUAUGGUUUGUCCAGCCGGUCGUCCAGCCAGCACAAUGUGUCUGACUCCCAGGCGUCAGCACCUGUCACAUUGGCCAGUCAGAUGGAGGCAAGCAGUAGCCACGCUAAAGUGAUCAAUGUUCCAGGGAAGCUGCCUCUGGAUGGACUGACGAGCAUCAGAGAUGAGCAGAAACCAGCUCCUGAUACCACGCGCCCAUCUCCCCUGGGCAGCUACUCUCCUAUCAGGAGCAACGCCACGUUCUUCCAGAGCAUAGACUCCGGCUCAUCCAGCUCACCGUCUCCAGAGAAAGCCAAGGAGAACCAACCACCCAGAAGCCGUUCCUGCCCAUUGUCAGCCAACCUCCUGCCUUUUAGAGCAACAAUGGCCAGAGGGACCACUUUACCCGGAGCUGCUAAACCCACCCGAAAAUAUGAGGUGUCCCCCAAGGUAGAGGUCCAGAAAUCAGUGGUAAAGCGAGAACCCCUCAAGGAGCCCAGCACACAGGUGUCGAAGCAUGGACUGCCUCCCCUCAACGCCUUGCCCUUGUUAAACACAGUUCUCCAUGAGGUCACUCAGGCCGGGCGGAGCGAAGAGGACAAAGCUAAACGCGUCCCCGAGAACAUCAUGCUGUCCAGACCAGAGAAUAACAUGGUGUCCAAACCAGAGAAUAACAUGGUAUCCAGACCUGAGAACGUCAUGGUGUCCAGACCUGAGAACAUCAUGGUGUCCAGACCAGUAAAUGCCAAUCACUUGUCACCUCAAGCACUGAAGUGGAGGGAGUACAGGCGCCGAAACCCUCUGGGCCUCGAUCGAGUCCAUGGGCUAGCAGGAUUGUCCGGCAGUCUGGACAGGAGGCAGGAAACGAAAAUAGCCAGAAAGAACCAUUUCUUCGACUUUCCCAGCAGCAUCAGCAGCAACCAUUUACAGUCUCGCUUUUAUGGGAAACCGUCCGCCGUGAGCUCCAGCGACUUCUUCCCAGAUUACUUCUCCCUGACGGAGCGCCCGCCGGCGGAGUUCUGUCUGUCCCCCGACGGCAGCGCUGAAUCUGUUUCCAUCGAUCUCUUGCAGAAGAGGGGGCUGGUGAAAGCGGUGAACAUUGCUGUGGACCUCAUCGUGGCUCACUUUGGAACCAGCCGGGACCCUGGAGUAAAGGCCAAGCUGGGUAACAGCUCCGUGAGCCCCAACAUUGGACACCUGAUUCUGAAAUACCUGUGCCCAGCGAUCAGGGACAUCCUGGGUGAUGGGCUGAAGCCCUGGGUCCUGGAUGUAAUCAUUGGGCAGAGGAGAAAUAUGCCGUGGACGGUGGUGGAGGCAUCGACGCAGCUGGGUCCAUCCACCAAACUGCUGCACUUCUUAUGCCAGAAAGUUAACCAAUACUCAGAGCUGUCCAAUCACAGCCUGCGCUUCAACGCUUUCAUCUUUGGGCUUCUUAACAUCCGUUCCGUUGAGUUCUGGUUCAACCACCUCUACAACCAUGAAGAUAUCAUCUGGGCUCACUAUGAUCUGGUUGGCUUCUUGUCUGUGUCACAUGGAGUUUGCCAACCUCUCUUCGAAGAGCUCCUUCUCCUCCUCCAGCCUCUAUCUCUUUUACCUUUUGACUUGGACCUUCUCUUUGAGCACCACCUGGUCCAAAUGAGCCGAGAGCAGCAGCAGCAGAAGGAGAUGCUCCGGGUGAAGCAGGACCUAAUGCAGUCUUUUCACUCCACCAUCCAGCUCAUGAGAAGCCGGGAAGAGGAGGACCAAGAGAAGAAAAGCUGCGAGAAGUCAUCAUUGGAGGUGUCAGACAUGGAGAGGCCCACAGGGGAGGGAGCAGCAGCUGUGGAAAUAGAGGAAGAGCAGAAGAAAGAGCAUACUGUGGAGGUGAAACGAGACAAGCAGGCCGGCUGGUGGUACCAACUGAUGCAGAGUUCCCAGGUCUACAUAGAGAACUCAUCCGACAGAGCCAAGUUCAUGCGUCAGGACAGGAGGAGGCCAGGAAACGGUGGCACACCUAAAAAAGCACCACCACCCAGAGAGGGCGUCGUAGACGGAGCGGAGGCCUGUCCCGGCCUGGAAGGGAUGGUGGAGGAAAAAUCAUCAAAGAAAGAGACGGCAGACGAUGCACAAAAAGAGCGGAAGUCAUGGAUGGGGAGUCCCCCGGAGUCUGUGUUAAAUGAACUUAAACGUGGACAAGAGAAGGAGAAAGGGGACACACAAAAUGCUGCGCAACAUGGUGUCCACGAGAGCGCAGGAAGAGAGAGCACGCAAAGCAGCCCGGCCAGGAAGUGGGGACACUUGUUCGGCUCUAGGAAACCUCUGGGGGAGGGCAAGCAGAAUAACAGGCUGCCCUCAGGCUGGCUGAGCUUGGACAAGUCUGUGUUCCAGAUGGUGGCUCAGACGGUGAGCACGGGAAUCUGGGGGGACGCUGCUGCUGAGAAGGAAGCCACAGUGACAGAGGGGGCGGCCCCGCCUGCCUCUCCAUGUGCACAGAACCCUCGGCCACUGGAACCUUUCCACCAUCACGCAGAACAGAAACAGCAGGACUUCCGUUUUGUCUACGAACCGCAAUCCGACCAGCUGCGGUGCGGCCUCGUACGCCGGAACGGGCUGAUGCCCCUAAAGUUUGUUCCGCAGCCCGAUCGAGUGGACUCAUAACAGAUUGUGGCGCGGAGCGCUCAUGACACUCGAAGACGGGGUUCAUUCUGACGCCGGCGGGAGGAACGCGCCAAUCUCCCCCUGGUUCCUCCCUAGGACGGAUUCUCUAACAUGCUCACUGUCUGUUUUUUAACCUCUCCUAGGAAACUGGAGCAUCUAGAUUUGACAGGUGUGGGAUAGGUCCCGGUACUACAGUAUUCUUUCCUCCUGCGCCCAAACCAACGUGCACGUGUGCUAGCCGUGAUAUUGACGUGAGCUGUGCAUGCAGACAUCCUAGAAGAACAUGUGACUUUUCCCAACGCUUUCAGAGACUCGUUACCGGCCGGUGACCAGACAUCACCGCUCCGCAGUUCCCCUGUCCACUCCUGUACUAAGCACUUAAAUGUUCAAGAACUUUAUUUUAGAAUAGUUUAUGCAAGACAAACAAAAACCCAUACAGUGUCUGACCCAAAGAGCUUACACUCUGUUUCUCGGGAUCCCGGGAGCGCAGGGCAUGAAAGUUAAUUGUUAUCAUGUAUCAGCUUGGCUUCAAAUUUUAUUAUAUUGCUUCCCUUUAAUAAUUCAGAUGGAUGAAGGUAGACGAAGGAUGUGCGAGAGACUAGCAGGAGAACCGGAACGUUAUGCUGUGCCGGAUGCGGCACGAUGAUAUCUGGAACCUGUUAUUUCAACGGUGUGUAGUGUCCCAAGCGGAUGUAGAGAGACGUCAGGUUGAAGGUUGAAGGGUCAGUUGGGAAACGUUGAGGUAGAAAUGGUUAGGUCCGUAGCGCAAGGACCUGGCUUGUAUUCGGAGCUAGUGCGUUGGAUAUAAUGAGAGAUGAUUGAAUGUUUCUGGGACGCAGGGGCCAAGCACUUCUGGUACAAGUUCCGGACACUUACAAACUGUUGCGAUAGAGAUUGGAGCAUCAGGUUUGGCCAGCUCUACGUACGGCUACGUAGCGCGGCGGAAUGGGACUUGUAGGAGUUUUGUGAAUGAUCCGGAUUUCCCAUAUAUAGUUUCAUAGAUGAGAACGAUGUCGUUUGACAUGGAGAAUCAUUACAGCUAUUGUGACGUAGUAAUAAUACCAUUAGCUAUUACUGGAACGACUGUAUAUACUAAGCUAAUAUAUCCCUAUUCUAACACGACGCGUUACUCAUUGUCGCACUUUGGAUUCUCAGUGAAUUGUUGAUCUUAUAGAGCUUAUACUCGCGUCUGAUGAACACAACAGACAACGGUUAUAAAUGGGGGGGGCAUUAAACUAGAUUUUAGCGUGAUGUCAGCGCUGCGGUCACAUGACCCCACACCACCACGCUGUAUUUGCGCUUUAUUGCUGAAAACGCACCGCCCGGUGAGUGUUUGUACUGGAUAUUUGGCGGAUCCGGGAGUUGUACAGUUACUUGGUUGUGCUUGUACGUGUGGAUAGGGCGAGCUGUGUAUAUGAGCGGACGUGGCAGAGCAGUGUGUGUGCUGGCUGCUCGCACUGCGGUAACAGACGCUGGGGGGGGUCGGCGUAGCUCAGCUAAGGAUUGGGCUGGACGGCACUACUGUAUAUAUAGAUUGGAGGUUUCCCGCAGAUCUAAUAAAAUAUCGAUGAGCUGCUGCUGUCCUUGAUGUAUCAGUCCUGGGUAUAAAUGAAAAUGAAAGGGCAGCUGCCCGGGGGCGCGGAUCUGCGGCUGUGGGUAUGGGAGGCUGGCCUGCCGCUGUCCACUCUGUCCUGUGCAUGAGCCAAUGGGGGGACCAGGAGCAACAGACUGCAGACCCCGUCAGCUCCCCUGAGCUACUGACAUGCUGGGUUCUCUGCCUGGACUAAGACACCCGCAGUAUUUUAUAUCACAUGAUACAGAAUCCAGCACGGUUCACACGCACCGGUUCCGGGAAUGAAAGAGACCGAACAUAUUGUCUCAACUUCUCCAAGUAUUAAAAGUGCCAACCAAUCAGCUCCUGUCUGCCAAGUUUGGCAGCUAGGAGCUGAUUGGUUGGUACUGUAUCUCUCUCCACUUUAUCUCUCUCGAAGUUUUGAUAAAUCUCCCCUGGAGUCAAGCGUAUAAGGUGGACGGAGGCUUUUAAGGUGCAGCUAUCUCGCGAGCACAGCUUAGGCGGCCAUAUUGUGGGCUGAACCAUUAUCCGCGAGCGCGCAGCUUCUAAGUUCAGUGGGACCUAUUCGCAUUUCCCGUCGCAGCUUCCUCGUGAAGUAAUAGGCGAUUGGUUUUCACGUACAAGUUGGCCGCUUGAGUGGUCGGCAGGUGGUCUUUAAAUACUUUAAUACGAGUGAUAUUGGGGCGGGGGGCAGUCAGGUCAGGAGAGUUGGCAGGAGGAAGGGGUGUAAAAUCUGGGCUCGCCGUGGCAUUUCUGUACAGCUGAAGGUGUCUCUAAUACUGUAUCGCUUUGUAGGUUGGUUAUGGGGGUGGCAACAUCUGUCUUUGUGUAUACAGCUAUUCAGAUAUAUACGGCACUGCGGAGCACUUCUGGCGCCUUAUAAAUAACAUUUACUAAUAAUAACUUACUAUAAUGACAUGAAUAUCAUCCGCUCUAUAGCGCCCCCUGCUGGCACUGCCGGAGACACUUAUAGAACUUCUGUAGUCUCUGCCAGUGACUGGGAUGGGAAAAUCAGCCCUUCCCAAAUCUGACCUGAGAUUGGGCUCCUUUCACCCCCGCAAAGCGCCAUACACAUGAGCUGAGGGUCUUCUGUCGGUAGGAUCCCACCGUUGUGUUAUAACAUGUUAUGGCUGCAUUACAAAAACACAACAUAUUUCUCAUUUAUUUCACUGGCCAUACCAGGACAAUGUGUUGUAAGCGCAACGCAUCCAAAGCGUAUGAAAAACGCAUCUGUGGCACAACUAAAUCCCGUGAAGGGUGCAAGACGGGCUCCCUUCGCCAGCAAUUUAAUUCCCCCCAAAGUGAUAAACAAAAGGACUUACCGCCCAUCGCAGGACUGGUGUGGCACAGGGAUAAUCGCACACACCAUCUGACGGUCUCAUGUUAUUAUUUCCAAUUACGUUAUACACCCUGGUGCCCAACACGUUCCGCGUGACCCUUUGUCGUUCUCUGAAGAGCCCUCUUUCUGCCAGGGGUUGGGGAAGGGGUUAGACAAAAGAAACCACCGGCGUAUGUACAUCUGCUCGUGCCGAAAUUAACCCUUUGUUUCAUCUGCGCCUAUUAUCUUGCUGUCUUCUGCCAUAUAUAUGUAUAUUUAUUGGUUUGUUUAUUUAUUACGCAUAUUAAUAAUAAAAGGUGCUGAAUAGAA
Pseudophryne corroboree (corroboree frog) is the source of this 8135-nucleotide messenger RNA. RefSeq names its product RUN and SH3 domain containing 2 (gene RUSC2). NCBI's taxonomy places the organism in Eukaryota, Metazoa, Chordata, Amphibia, Anura, Myobatrachidae. The coding region runs from base 250 to 4914 and encodes 1554 amino acids. The record is from RefSeq and is a predicted model, not a curated record. Gene Ontology annotation, cellular component: cytoplasmic vesicle. The transcript has 12 exons.